Hibiscus syriacus is the source of this 1042-nucleotide messenger RNA. RefSeq names its product exosome complex exonuclease RRP46 homolog. Gene Ontology annotation, biological process: poly(A)-dependent snoRNA 3'-end processing; rRNA catabolic process; nuclear mRNA surveillance. Lineage: Eukaryota; Viridiplantae; Streptophyta; Magnoliopsida; Malvales; Malvaceae. The record is from RefSeq and is a predicted model, not a curated record. The transcript is spliced from 9 exons. Bases 139 to 867 code for a protein of 242 amino acids. Gene Ontology annotation, cellular component: cytoplasmic exosome (RNase complex); nuclear exosome (RNase complex); nucleolus.
UAAUAAAAAGCUAUAUUUUUAAACCCUAACUCUAAAUCCUUUUCCACAAAUAACAAAUUUUCUCUCGCAGUUGGACCCAAUUAAUUAAAGGAAAUUUCGAGAUAAACGAGCUUUGCUUAUUGAGCGUGAGGGAGAGCAAUGGAGGUCGAUAGAGAAGACGGACGCUCGCAGAACCAGUUGAGACCUCUCGCAUGCUCUCGCAACAAUCUCCAUCGUGCUCAUGGCUCUGCCAGUUGGUCUCAAGGAGAUACGAAAGUACUCGCUGCUGUUUAUGGGCCGAAAGCUGGAACUAAAAAGAAUGAAAACCCCGAGAAAGCUUGCAUUGAAGUCAUUUGGAAGCCUAAAACCGGACAAAUAGGGAAACUAGAAAAGGAAUAUGAAAUGAUAUUGAAGAGAACCCUGCAGAGUAUUUGUAUUUUGACUGUUAAUCCAAAUACUACAACAUCAGUUAUAAUACAGGUUGCCAACGAUGAUGGUGCUCUUCUCCCAAGUGCCAUUAAUGCUGCAUGUAUGGCUCUUGUAGAUGCAGGGAUUCCUACGAGGCAUCUUGCUGUCUCAAUAUGUUGUUGUGUGGCAAGGAGUGGACUUGUUGUAUUGGAUCCAACCAAGCUAGAAGAGCAGAAAAUGAAGGCAUUUGCAUAUUUAGUCUUCCCAAACUCGGUCCAUUCAGUCCUUCCUGAAGGAUCACCAAGUGGGCAAGGUGAACCUAUUCAAAAUGGGAUUAUUACCUCUGUUACUCACGGUAUAAUGUCAGUGGAUGAUUAUUUUUACUGCCUAGAACGAGGGCGUGCUGCAAGCACCAAAUUGUCUGAUUUUCUCAGGAAGAACUUGCAACAGCAGUCAACUGAUUCAUCUAAAGCUGGGUGACUUUAUAGCACGUUCAGGAAUCCCUGGUUUGUUGAAUUUCAUGUUCUACCGGAUAUUAGCAUUAGCCAUAGUUGUACUGAUUGAUCACUCAUUUCCUCAGACUUCCACAACCCUUUUGACCAAAUUGUAUUAGAAGUUUGAUGUAAAGAUAACCAUAUUGUUUCUAAGUUGUGAU